Messenger RNA from Lontra canadensis (Northern American river otter), 1978 nucleotides. Its product is annotated as cytochrome P450 3A12-like. NCBI's taxonomy places the organism in Eukaryota, Metazoa, Chordata, Mammalia, Carnivora, Mustelidae. Gene Ontology annotation, biological process: steroid metabolic process; oxidative demethylation. The transcript is spliced from 13 exons. Gene Ontology annotation, molecular function: testosterone 6-beta-hydroxylase activity; oxidoreductase activity, acting on paired donors, with incorporation or reduction of molecular oxygen, reduced flavin or flavoprotein as one donor, and incorporation of one atom of oxygen; heme binding. Bases 271 to 1665 code for a protein of 464 amino acids. The record is from RefSeq and is a predicted model, not a curated record.
AUUGCAGCCACUUCUUUCUUAAUUAUCUCUUUGCAGGGCUCCAUUGUCCCAGAGAUUCCUGAGGUAUGCCACAUAAUCCAGUUUCUCAGGCCAUGCAGACACAGAACAUGGGUCAGAGUGGUAUUAAUGAGCAGUGUAAUUUCCAGUAUAUACUUCCCAGCCUCACUGAAUCACCGCUGGUGAGAGGGGAAGCUCCGCACCCACAGGCCGGCAAGGACUAGCACACACUGCUGAACGGAAGCAGAGAGACUACACAAAGGAAAAGUGGCCAUGGACCUGAUCCCAAGCUUUUCCAUGGAAACCUGGCUUCUCCUGGCUACCAGCCUGGUCCUCCUUUAUCUAUAUGGGACCUCCACACAUGGACUUUUUAAGAAGCUGGGAAUUCCUGGGCCAAAACCUCUGCCUUUUGUGGGAACUGCUCUGGCCUACCGUAAGGGUGUUUCUGUUUUUGACAUGGAAUGUUUUAGAAAGUAUGGAAGAACAUGGGGGUUUUAUGAUGGGCGACAGCCUGUGUUGGCUAUCACGGAUCCGGAUAUGAUCAAAACAGUACUAGUGAAAGAAUGUUACUCUGUCUUCACAAACCGGCGGGCUUUUGGUCCAGUGGGAUUUAUGAAAAGUGCACUCUCUUUGUCUGAGGAUGAAGAAUGGAAGAGGAUGCGAACAUUGUUGUCUCCUACUUUCACUAGUGGAAAGCUCAAGGAGAUGUUUUCUAUCAUUGGCCAAUAUGGAGAUGUGUUGGUGAAGAAUGUGAGGAAGGAGGCUGAGAAAGGCAAGCCUAUCAACUUGAAAGACAUCUUUGGGGCCUACAGCAUGGAUGUGAUUACCAGCACAUCGUUUGGAGUGAACAUUGAUUCCCUCAACAACCCACAGGAUCCCUUCGUGGAAAAUACUAAGAAGCUCUUAAAAUUUGAUUUCCUUGAUCCAUUAUUCUUCUCAAUAAUACUGUUUCCAUUCCUUACCCCAGUUUUUGAAAUGCUAAAUAUCUGGCUAUUUCCAAAAAGAGUUACUGAUUUUUUCAAGAAAUCUGUAGAAAGGAUAAAGGAAAGUCGCCUCAAAGAUAAACAAAAGCACCGAGUGGACUUUCUUCAGCUGAUGAUUAACUCCCAGAAUUCCAAAGAAAUGGACACCCCUAAAGGAUUCCAAAUCUCAAUGUAUCAAAAUCUGUUUCUUUCCUUCCAGGCACCACCCACUUAUGAUGCCCUUGUACAGAUGGAGUAUCUGGACAUGGUGUUGAAUGAAACUCUCAGAUUAUACACAAUCGGUGGUAGACUUGAGAGGAUUUGUAAGAAAGAUGUGGAAAUCAGUGGUGUGUUUAUUCCCAAAGGGACAGUGGUGAUGGUGCCAGUCUUUACUAUUCACCGAGACCAGGAUCUCUGGCCAGAGCCUGAGGAGUUCCGUCCUGAAAGGUUCAGUAAGAAGAACAAGGACAGCAUAAAUCCUUAUACAUAUCUGCCUUUUGGAACUGGACCCCGAAACUGCAUUGGGAUGAGAUUUGCGAUCAUGAACAUGAAACUAGCCCUUGUCAGAGUCCUGCAGAACUUCUCCUUCAAACCUUGUAAAGAAACACAGAUCCCCAUGAAAUUAAGCAUUCAAGGGUUAAUUCAACCAGAAAAACCCAUUGUUCUCAAGGUUGAGCCAAGAGAUGGCAGUGUGAGUGGAGCCUGACUUUCCCAUUGGGCCUCCCCUUUGUUCUUCAAGAAGCCGUAUCCCAGAUCAUCAGAGACCUCAAUUUCCUUUGUGAGUAAAACCCAGAAAUGAAGGUGGCCUGCAUCUACUGCCCGUGACAAAUGACUAGGGCUUCCAUACCUUCAUUUAGCCUUUUUGGUGUCUGUGUGGAGCAUUCUGUAUUGUGGAGAGUGAAGGAGGUGAUCAAUAAGUGCCAGAGAUAUAGACUCAGCCUGUCUGGUUCACACAGACUACCCCCAGUUAGUACCAUCUGUUCCCCUGAUCAAGAAUAAAACUUUCUCAACAAUUUUAU